AUGAAUUCGACUACUCUUCUGGUUAACAUCACCUCACUUGCCAGUGUCUUGGCACUUUUGGCUUCAAUUUCCACAGUUGUUUAUCUUUACAAUGAUAUCAACUCGUACAGAGAUGAAGUGAUCCAUGAUAUGGAAAUCUUCAAAGAUGAUGCUAACUCUGUAUGGUACGAACUUGUUCAAAUGGCUCCAGUGAAGAAGCAAAGAACUGUUUCUGAUCUUAUCUUCGGACGUGCCAAGCGUCAAGCUCCACAAUGCAACUGUGGACUUACUGCUUCACAAUGCCCACCUGGACCACCAGGUCCACCAGGAGCCCCAGGAAACAGCGGUGAAGAUGGACAUGAUGGUCCAGAUGGACAACAUGGAAAUGAUGGAAAUGGAGGACUUCCUCUCGAUCCUGCUACUGGUUGUCUCUCCUGCCCAGCCGGACCAGCUGGACCUCCAGGAAGACCAGGUUCAGCUGGAUCUCCAGGACCAAACGGAAACCCAGGAUCUCCUGGUAACGAUGGAAACCCAGGAAACAACGGAUCUGACGGACCAGCUGGAGACAAAGGACCAUCUGGAAGACCAGGACAACCCGGAGCUCCAGGACAAAAAGGCAAAGAUGGAACACGUCAAGUUGGAAGAAGAGGACCAGCCGGACUCCCAGGAUCUGCUGGACGUGCUGGAGGACCAGGAUCAGACGGAAAGCCAGGACAUCCAGGAAGACCAGGUUCUCAAGGACCAGCUGGACCUGACGGACAGCCAGGAGCACCAGGCUCAGAUGGACAACCUGGAUUCGCUGGACAGCCAGGACAACCAGGAGGUGACGGUCAAUACUGUCCCUGCCCUCCACGAGAUGGCGAGGUUGUCGAAGCUAAGGUUUCAGUCGGAAAUGAGUACAGCCAUAAGCACCGUCAUGCUGCUGCUGUUCGUCGUGUUUCUAGAAGAAAGAUCGCCAGAAGAAAGGUUGUAGCCAAGGUUGCAGCAAGAAGAGCUGCCAAGCGCGUAUAA
Auanema sp. JU1783 is the source of this 990-nucleotide messenger RNA. NCBI's taxonomy places the organism in Eukaryota, Metazoa, Nematoda, Chromadorea, Rhabditida, Rhabditidae. The record is from the annotation of a GenBank genome assembly.